ACUCCCGGCAUACCAGAUUUCAACUGUCAUCUCGUGGGUUCAUUGAUCUUGGUGAUGGAAGCUAAAAGAAAACAUGUUUUAGAAGAUAUGGGGGAACAAACAUUUCCCGAAUUUUAUCAGACGAGUAAAGGCAAGGAUGUAGUUCAACAAAUCUAUAAUUAUAUGGGAGGAAACGAACUUAGAUAUGGUAUUCUCUCCACCUAUGAUAAUCACUGGUUUCUACUCCGAGAGCAUACAGAGCUCAGGAUCUCAAAAACCCUCCCACUUCAAUCUGAAACUCCACCUGUACUCAAGGCAUAUGCUUAUCUAACUCGACGGGCGAAAGAGAAUCCCAAGUCUCCUAAACCUCAAGUACUAGUGCCGGCUCAUGGAGACAAUAAUUCACGUAAUCUUCGGUCACAUUCGAAAUCGACUUCCAGCUCCUCAAUAGAUCAACAAUCAACUUCCGGCACUUUUGCAAAUCAACAAUCGUCUUCUAACAUCCCAGUAAACCAGCAAAAGUUUAGCUUCGCGGACUUCAAGUUUAAGGGCAUACUAGGUGAAGGACGAAGUGGUAAAACACUCCUUUGCGAGUUUCGUGGCGAUACGAUUGCUUUGAAGAGCGUAGACUUGUCGAAGGCUCCAUCGUAUGUUCUGAAAGAAAUGCAGAAGGAAGUAGAGAUUUACAAGGAACUCGCUGAUAUCCAAGGCAAGUAUAUCCCGAAGUUGGUCUGUUAUGGAUAUUAUGGAGGAGGUAUGAGCUUCGUUAUCGGCAUGACUAUUGUCGGCACUUCGUUGAGCGACCAAAAAAUAAAGAAACAGCAAAAGACAAGGGCUAUUAAGGGAUUAGAAGCGAUCCACAAGCAUGGCAUCCUCCACAAUGACAUUCGGGAGGAAAACAUCUUAAUUAACGAUGACGGUGGCGUCUAUCUGAUUGACUUCGGUAUGGCAAGUCGGGAGGACACAAAAAAGAAGAGAAAGCUUUUCGAGGAGGAACAGCUCAAAUACUCUAACUUGCUAGAUAGAUAUAAUACACAUUUCGUAAAGAAGGAGGGGCGAAUUUCCAAGUCACGUAAAUGUCAGGUGGUUAGUUAGACUGUAGGGAUAUACAUUAGACAUUUAGUAUAGAAGCGUCAUGUAUCA
This is a messenger RNA of Rhizophagus irregularis DAOM 181602=DAOM 197198, 1122 nucleotides long. RefSeq lists its product as uncharacterized. Gene Ontology annotation, biological process: protein phosphorylation. Gene Ontology annotation, molecular function: protein kinase activity; ATP binding. The record is from RefSeq and is a predicted model, not a curated record. NCBI's taxonomy places the organism in Eukaryota, Fungi, Glomeromycota, Glomeromycetes, Glomerales, Glomeraceae.